UGAGAAGUGUGUCCCCUACCAGCAAGGACCUUACAAAAUGAUCUGGGACUUUCCAUUUCAGCUGAGGACUUCUCCAGGUAUAAAAAUUUAUGCUGGUUUGUGUGUUGUUUUUCCAUCUCAGGUUUGGACUUCCUAAAAAAUCAUUUCAGUGACCAACAGCACUUGCUAACGUGACAUAAAGCAGCUCCUUCUGCUUUGCCCACGGUGACUUUUGCCUAGAGUGGAGUGGUGGGCACAGGCGGCCGCACUGUUCGUCAAUGCCACCCCUGGCAGGACCUGAGGACCAGGGGCAGCCAUGCCUCCCCCCGUCCCAGCUGCCCCAUGCUAACCUACAAGGUGUUUGGGGCCCCAGAGGACUGACUGACUGAGCUCGCUUCACACCCAAAACAACUCCCCCAAGAUGUCGCUCGAGUGGCUGGUGGGCUGGAGCUGGUCGCUGGAUGGCCUGCGGGACUGCAUCGCCACGGGCAUCCAGUCCGUGCGGGACUGCGACACCACCGCCGUGGUCACCGUGGCCUGCCUGCUGGUCCUGUUCGUGUGGUAUUGUUACCACGUGGGCCGGGAGCAGCCGAGGCCCUACGUCUCCGUGAACUCCCUCAUGCAGGCCGCAGAUGCCAACGGGCUGCAGAAUGGGUACGUGUACUGCCAGUCCCCCGAGUGCGUGCGCUGCACCCACAACGAGGGCCUCAACCAGAAGCUCUACCACAACCUGCAGGAGUACGCCAAGCGCUACUCCUGGUCCGGCAUGGGCCGCAUCCACAAGGGCAUCCGCGAGCAGGGCCGCUACCUCAGCAGCCGGCCCUCCAUCCAGAAGCCCGAGGUCUUCUUCCUGCCCGACCUGCCCACCACGCCCUAUUUCUCCCGGGACGCCCAGAAGCACGACGUGGAGCUGCUGGAGCGGAACUUCCAGACCAUCCUGUGCGAGUUCGAGACCCUCUACAAAGCUUUCUCGAACUGCAGCCUCCCACAGGGCUGGAAAAUGAACAGCACCCCCAGCGGGGAGUGGCUCACCUUUUACUUGGUCAAUCAGGGGGUGUGCGUCCCCAGGAACUGCAGGAAGUGUCCACGGACGUACCGCUUGCUCGGAAGCCUUCGGACCUGUAUUGGUAACAAUGUUUUUGGGAACGCGUGCAUCUCCGUGCUGAGCCCCGGGACCGUGAUAACGGAGCACUAUGGACCCACCAACAUCCGCAUCCGGUGCCAUUUAGGUCUGAAAACUCCAAGUGGCUGUGAGCUGGUGGUAGGGGGAGAGCCCCAGUGUUGGGCAGAGGGCCGCUGCCUUCUCUUUGACGACUCCUUCCUACACACCGCCUUCCACGAAGGUUCAGUGGAGGAUGGCCCCCGGGUGGUGUUCAUGGUGGAUCUGUGGCACCCGAACGUCGCUGCAGCUGAACGGCAGGCCCUGGAUUUCAUCUUCGCUCCCGGCCGAUGAGAACACUUCCCGCGCUGGGGUCGGCGAGAGUGGCCUCGAGUCGGCCUGGACAGACGGGGGUGCAGCACAGCACCCACGUGUUUCUAUUCCAUGCUCAGAAACCUGCCUCAACAGAAAGCUCUUCUCCGGGGGUUUUGUACCAUGUCGGGUCCCUCUUUCCUUUCGUUCUCAUUAGUGGGAAGUUUUCAGCUUGUAUUUCCUUAGGUUUUUCCCUCCGUUCAUUUGCUUCUGCAAUUCGUUUCUGCCUAAUGGUGCAUUCCUGUGCCCUGUGACCAGAGGCUUGGUGCCCCUGGUGUCUGUGUCACGUUGCUACUUGGUUUUUUUUAGUCAUCUGAAAUAGAGUAAUCAGAUGGUUCUUAGUGUGAAUGUAACAACGUAAAACUUGUGGUCACCUUAAAAGAAAAAACAAAAAACACUGCAAACCAGACGCUGGAGAACUUGGCCUUUGCUGCUGUCAGUCACACAGGGGACCCCCUCAACCCUCCAGGCAGGUGAGAGUCUGCAGUCCCUGCACCUGGCUGGCUGCAUUGGCAGGGUGGACAUGGUCAGGGGCAGUGCACAGGGUCACUGCGUGGGGAAAUGUCACCAUCCACUCACCCACUGCAAACCCUGGCAGGUCUCUGAUGGCAGAGAGCAUUUGGCUUCUGGGACUGGAGGCUUUUCUGUACCAUCGCUUCCUUCAAAGCUGAGGCUGGUGUCAUCUUUGAGGCUCCCACGGAUCAGCCACUGAACACGUAAUGCACUUACCUCACUGCCUACAGAAGCCCCACUGCCAAACCGGGCCUGGACAGUCCCCAUUUUAGCUAUUUUGAUGAUGAACUUUGAGACCACCUGGUUGGCCAAUCAGAGCUGUGGCGGGACAAGAUCUCACUCAUCCAGUGACGUUGGCAAAACUGGAAUUGUAGAUGUGACCCAAGUGUGUGUCUCGUUUGGAGUUCUGUUGCCUGUGAUUUUUCCUUUGUCUGUACAUAAACGUUCAAAUGCUGGACUCAGAGACAGUGAAGAGUCAGCCCUGUGUCCCUGUCGUUGCACAAGCUGUGUGCUAAGUGAUGGCAGCCUGAGCGAACGUGUGAGCGAGGACACUGGAAAGACUGACAGACCCAGAGGACCUGCAGUCCUGGAGCUGGCCUUUCGGUCUCCUGUGAAGGACGUGGCCAGAUGGAGGCAUGAAGUCUAGAAGCAGCUUCCUAUUAGCUGACGUGGCGGGCAGCCUCCGGCCCUGCUGGAGAUGCCGAUUUGAACGAUGUGUAACGGCAGUGUCAGAUCAAUAGGCCGAGGUGCCGUGUGGAAUGCACGCUUGUCACCUGUGCGGGUCCAGUGUUCUGCCAGAAUGGAAGCCAGCAGUUUCUGUGACAAACAGCUGUCAGAAAUAAACAUCUGAAAUCCACUAGGCAGUUACUAGCAAGUGUGCAAAGAAACGUGUCUACAGUUGAGUAAAAUUUCUGCAGGAUAUUUUUCAGUGAUUAGAAUGCAAGAGAGGGCAGACAUCUCAAAACACCUGAAGUCUUUUUCCUCGUUAAGUGUUUGCUAAAGAACCACUGAGGUGCAUGAUUUUUAUACGUACCGACCGCUCUACGUUUACAAAGCCAACAGCCCGCACAGGUACCUGGCUGCCUGUGCUCGUGUGACACGAUCGGGGAACAGGAGAGAAAUAAAAGAUCUUGCUGAAA
Miniopterus natalensis is the source of this 3102-nucleotide messenger RNA. Lineage: Eukaryota; Metazoa; Chordata; Mammalia; Chiroptera; Miniopteridae. The record is from RefSeq and is a predicted model, not a curated record.